Fusarium redolens is the source of this 2127-nucleotide messenger RNA. RefSeq lists its product as uncharacterized. Gene Ontology annotation, biological process: regulation of DNA-templated transcription; DNA-templated transcription. NCBI's taxonomy places the organism in Eukaryota, Fungi, Ascomycota, Sordariomycetes, Hypocreales, Nectriaceae. The record is from RefSeq and is a predicted model, not a curated record. Bases 1 to 2127 code for a protein of 708 amino acids. The transcript has 3 exons. Gene Ontology annotation, molecular function: DNA binding; zinc ion binding; DNA-binding transcription factor activity, RNA polymerase II-specific.
AUGUCUAACUCUGUUGGAGCCUCACCCGGGGCAAACCAAGCGCCUCCACUGCCUGCUUUUCGGCCGCGGAGUUGUUUUGCUUGCCGCCGGCGUAAGGUGCGAUGCGACCGCCAGAGCCCUUGCUUGAGCUGUACGAGAAACAUAACCGAGUGCGUCUUCCCCGCCCCUGGAAGAUCGAUGCGCCAUGACAGCACCAGCGCCCAGACGCCGAAAAGAAAGCAGGCUCAUUUGCUAUCACGCCUUCAACGUCUAGAGUCUGUCGUGGAGAUCUUGGCAGCCCAGGUCAAGGGGCCGACAGAAAGCGGCUCCGUCGAGUUAGAUGGUGCCGGGUUUGUCGGUCAAGGGAUUGGCAAAGACGGCCGUGGUUCUGAGCUGGAUGACAAGACUGCGAGGCUUGGGGAGGAAGUCGGCCGUCUCGUCGUCGAUGAGAAUGGAAGUGUCUAUAUCGGGAAUCAGUUUUGGGCCGCGUUUCGUGAUGAUAUCAACCAAAUUAAACAAGUCUUCGACAAUGACGACAGGCAAGGAGAUAUUUACUCGGCUGAAACUUCUUCCCCCAACGGAUCAAUUCCCCGCGACCUAACCAGACAAAGACGGGACGACUCCCUGCUCUUCUUAUUCUGGCAGAGUCGGGCACAAGAUGUACCCCUAAAGGAUCUUCACGCGUUUCCCUCCCAACUUCCUAUCAUCUGGCAAAUCUACAUUGAGAAUGUUGACCAGUACAGCAAGAUGUUGCACGUCCCAACAUUUGCGAAGAGAAUCCAAGACCUCCAAGGUGAUUUCAGCAGGAUGACUCCGGGUAUGGAGGCAUUGGUGUUCGCCAUCACCAUGUCCGCUAUCAACUCUAUGAGUAAUGAAGACGUCAAGAUCAAGUUGCAUGCAGAAAAAUCUGAUCUUGUCGCGCGGUAUCGCACCGGUACAGAAAUCGCACUCGCCCUCGCCGACUUCAUCAACACCACGGAGCUCGACGGAAUCCAGGCAUUUUCCAUCUUCCUUGACACAAUUCAAACUAUGGAGUCUCCGAAAUACGUCUGGUCCAUGGCUGGUCUGCUCGCUCGGGUUGCAGUGUCAGCCGGACUGCACCGCGACGGGUCGAAUUUCCCAGGCAUGAGUCCCUUCAACAUUGAGAUGCGACGGCGACUAUGGUGGAAUAUCUUGUUCAUUGAUGGGCGCUCCGGAUCCGACCAGAUUGCUGAGGCCUCUCUCCACGAGGAGAUGUUCGACACAAAACUACCCACGAACGCCAACGAUACCGACCUCGAUCCUAGUAUGAAGGUUCCACCUGUUGCCAGGAAUGCGAUAACUGACACCACGCCCAUUCUCGUCCGGUCGGAGCUUUGGCGCCUGACCCAGCGUACUAGCUCUUCGUUGUCCGCGUUGAAAUCGAAGGGCAGAAUGGAUCUGGUGGAGACGCUGAAGCUGUGUCGGGAGACCACGAGGCGUCUCGACCGAGACUACUUCGACAAACUCGCCUACGGUACCCCUGCGCAGCUGUUCCUCAUGCGUGCGAUUCGACUGGUUCUUGACAAGUAUGAACCCACGCUCUCCCACCGAAUCGUUCAUUCUGGGGGCAGCAGUCAGGAUCCCCCGGCUGAAGCCCAUGUCGCGUGGCUGAUAGGCAGCGCGUCUUCCAUACUGGAACAGUCCGCCGACCUGUUGACUGAACCCUCGUUCCGCCAGUGGUCAUGGCAGCUCCGCAGCUCCGUGCCGUGGCACGCGCUCAGCAUCAUACUCAGCCAUAUCUGCAGCCAGCCAUGGGGUCCGGCUCUCGAUCACGCCUGGACAGCAGUGGAAAAUCAGCUGGCCAUACUGCCCGAGGAGGCUAAAAGUGAUCCGCUUUGGAAUCCAGUCUCCAGGCUGUUGCACCAAGCCCAAAAACUCCAUGCCGAGCAAGGCGCGAGACGGGCAACGUUGGGGAAUACAGCACGAUUGCCCGAAACGGCUCCGCAAGUCGGUAGCGUUGAAUUCUUCGCGGAAGGUAGCCUAGGACCGGUUGCGGUCGGCUGGAAUAUGGCUUUCCCGGGCACAAGUGAUGACUUAAUUCUGGAUACAGUCGACUCGGAGCAGUGGGAUGCCAUGAUGGCGCUCAUUAUGGACCGCAGCUUGAGUACAUUCGCUUUCUGUUUUUGA